This is a messenger RNA of Nicotiana tabacum (common tobacco), 1557 nucleotides long. Lineage: Eukaryota; Viridiplantae; Streptophyta; Magnoliopsida; Solanales; Solanaceae. The record is from RefSeq and is a predicted model, not a curated record.
AUGGUGCAUGAAUCAAGUGUGCCUCAGCGGCUAGUGUAUGGGCACACUCUUGUGGUAGCUAACAAGUUGGACAAAGCUGCUGCCAUUCUUGCUGAACUGAAGCAGCCCGUUGUCAUUGCAAAAGUGGAUGCUGAUAAAUACAGUCGUGUUGCUUCAAAACAUGAAAUUGAUGGAUUUCCAACUUUGAAGAUAUUCAUGCAUGGAGUUCCAACAGAUUAUUAUGGACCAAGAAAGGCAGAUUUACUUGUGCGAUUUUUGAAAAAGUUUGUCGCUCCUGAUGUGGCCGCACUCAAUUCUGACUCAGCUAUUAGUGAAUUUAUUGAAGAAGCUGGCAAAAGUUUUCCUAUAUUCAUAGGCUUUGGCUUGAACGAGUCUGCCAUAUCACGUUUGGCAGUGAAAUACAAGAAAAAAGCAUGGUUUUCUGUGGCAAAAGAUUUCUCAGAUAAAACAAUGGAAUUCUAUGAUUUUGACAAAGUACCUGCACUGGUAACCCUUCAUCCGAGCUACAACGAACAGAGCAUCUUCUAUGGCCCCUUUGAAGAAAAGUUCCUUGAAGAUUAUAUAAAACAGAGCUUGCUCCCUCUGGCUUUGCCUAUUAAUCAAGAUACUUUGAAGUUGUUGAAAGACGACGAGAGGAAAAUUGUUCUAACAAUUGUAGAAGAUGAGAAUGAUGAGAGGUCAAAAGGAUUAGUAAAACUCCUGAAAGCUGCUGCAUCUGCGAACCGUGACUUGGUGUUUGCUUUUGUUGGGUUCAAGCAAUGGCAAGACUUUGCUGAGUCAUUUGAAGUAUCUAAGAAAAUGAAACUACCAAAGAUGAUUGUGUGGGAUGGAAACGAGGAGUACUUUUCAGUCAUUGGCUCAGACAGUGUUGAAGAGGAAGAUGAGGGUUCUCAAAUUACGCAGUUUCUUCAAGGAUACAAGGAAGGAAGUGUUAUUCAGAAACGUAUCACUUCAGAUUCUUAUAAGGCUUUGAGAAACUCAAUGAUUGGGAUCGGAGCAGUUAUUCUUGUUCUCGUUGUGCUACUGGUGGUUACGGUCAUGCAGUCUCUUAAAGAGGAGCCGUCAAGAGACCAGGUAGAUCAUCCAAGUAGCUCCGCCGCAUCUCCAUCAGAAGCCAGAGAAGCACUUCGUUCUGGAGACAAAGAAGACAAGAUAGACUAAAGUUUUCACUUAUCUGACCCAAAAAGUUGCUUGAGAAAUCUUUGAGCAAUGCAGUCACUGAGAGGUUCGAAUUUCGCCCUCCAUGCUGGUAGCCAGUAAACGAGCAACUGCUUGUAGGGUUUUCUGCAUCCACUGAUAGGAAAUGAAUACUCAGUGUAAGGAUUUGUUGACUCUAACGGUUCUGACAAAUUUUAUUUCGUGCUGUUGUGUAUGAGUUCAAGACCAAAAACGAAAAUGCUGCGAGUUUUGUUCCGCAGCUUGUCCCCCUGUUAUAAAUAAGAAUAUUUAUUUAGAAGCUAUUGUAGGUCAGGCUAGAUUUAAUGUAGCCAUAAGGUUGAUACAGAGGAUGAGAUCUAUGCUACAACCCAGACAAAUCUGAUACUAAAAUUUACUUUU